AUGAAGCUGCUUCCCGUGGCCUGGGGCGGUCUGCUAACCCUUUUGCAGUCCGCCGCCAUGGCUUCCGCCAACGACUCUAGCCAGGAGUCGGGGGCCGGUCUCAAAUGCGUCAUGUACCUUACUGGACAGCACCCCGACGUCCCCUCCAAGGAGCUCGUGGCUUACGUCACCCAUGUAGAGCUGGCCUUCAUGAACUCGGACAUCUUCAAUCAGGACGUCUCCGAGUGGCCCCUCUUCACCACCGUUGACAAGGUCCGCACCCAGUUCAUGCCCGGCACCAAGGUUAUGGUCGCCAUCGGCGGCUGGGGUGAUACCAAGGGCUUCAACACGGCCGCCCGCACCCCGGAGUCGCGCCAAAAGUGGGCCCAAAAUGUCGCCGGUAUGGUCAGGGCUACCGGCGCAGACGGUAUCGAUAUGGACUGGGAGUACCCUGGUGGUAACGGCGAGGAUUAUAAGAUUGUUACCAACGAAGACAAGAAGUGGGAGAUUGACGCCUAUCCCCUGCUGCUGGAGGAGCUCCGCAAGCAGCUCCCCGACGGCAAGCUUAUCUCCGCCGCGACGCCAGGGCUUGAGCGCGACAUGAUUGCCUUUACCAACGAGACGGUCCCCCUCAUCAUGCGCAGCCUUGACUUCGUCAAUGUCAUGACAUACGACAUGAUGAACCGCCGAGAUGUCGUCGCGAAGCAUCACACGGGCUUGGAGUUAUCAAGAAUCGCCGUCAACAACUACAUGGCCAGAGGCGUUCCGGCCGACAAGAUUAACCUUGGCUUUGCCUUCUACACCAAGUGGUUUAAUACGACCGACUGUCCGGAAGGACAAGAGCUUGGGUGCCCUAUGCCACUAAUGGAGGAUCCUGUGACCGGCGGAGAUCUGGGCCAGACAGGCGGCUUCAGCUGGAACGACAGCAUUCCGGACUACGUAAAAGCCUCGUUCGACAGAUCCCAAAACGAGGGCAAGUAUGACGAGAAGGGCGGUGGCUACUACUACCUUGAUAGGGCCGAAAAACGAUUUUGGACGUAUGACACCCCCGAUGCCAUACUUCGUAAGUUUCCCGCCCUUGUUGAUGAUCAGAGCCUCGGCGGAGUUUUCGCUUGGGGCCUGGGCGAAGACGGUCCCGACUUCAACAACCUCAAGGCCGUCAAUAAAGCGUUGGCAGAGCGCAAAAACGGGGAAGGGGCAGGAGGAGAUUGUGGUUCUGGCCGUCAUGAGACUGAUGAGCUGUAG
Messenger RNA from Colletotrichum graminicola M1.001, 1224 nucleotides. RefSeq names its product glycosyl hydrolase family 18. Gene Ontology annotation, cellular component: extracellular region. Gene Ontology annotation, biological process: carbohydrate metabolic process; chitin catabolic process. NCBI's taxonomy places the organism in Eukaryota, Fungi, Ascomycota, Sordariomycetes, Glomerellales, Glomerellaceae. Bases 1 to 1224 code for a protein of 407 amino acids. Gene Ontology annotation, molecular function: chitinase activity; chitin binding. The transcript is spliced from 4 exons. The record is from RefSeq and is a predicted model, not a curated record.